GUCCGCCCCCGUCCGCGGCAGCGCUAGCCGGGCGCGGAGCCCGCGCGGGGCCGACGGGAGCAGCGCAGGCGGGCGGCGGCGGAGUCCGAGCCGCCCGCCCCUCCGCGUCCUCGGCCCGGGGGGGGAACCAUGGUGUUGGACCAGGAGGACGUUCAUAGUUCCUUGCAAUUCUGAGGCACAAAAGUAGGUGAGACUGCUUUUGUAUCUGCGAAGUGCUUCACUCCUGAAUGUAAUUCUAGCUGAGUGCAAUCUAGGUUAAGAGCAGGGCAAGCGGGUAAUUAGAGCCCGCUAGCUGCCCGAGGACCGGCCGCCCCGCCGAAGCGCGCCCGGAGCCGGCGUCCUUCUCCCGGCCGAGCCGAGCUGCGGCUGGACACGGAGCGCCCGAGAUGAUGGUGCUGGACAAGGAGGACGCCAUCAGCCUCGCGCCGCCCGCGUAACCCGAGAGGCGCUGAGCGCCGAGCAAAUCAGUGGCUUCGGGAAAUCGGACUCCAGAGCUUGCGGAGAGCGGGCGCGCGGGGAAAGACGGUGGCCGCCGGGUGCCCGGCAGGCGAGGGGAAAGGCCGGCCGGACCCUCGGGGAGACAGCUGCCCGAAAGCUCGGUAUGCCCAUGCUCUCUGUCCAGCCCAAAGGGAAGCAGAAGGGCUGCGCGGGCUGCAACCGCAAGAUCAAGGACCGCUACCUGCUGAAGGCGCUGGACAAGUACUGGCACGAGGACUGCCUCAAGUGCGCCUGCUGCGACUGCCGCCUGGGCGAGGUGGGCUCCACGCUCUACACCAAGGCCAACCUCAUCCUGUGCCGGCGCGACUACCUGAGGCUCUUCGGCACCACAGGAAACUGCGCCGCCUGCAGCAAGCUGAUUCCAGCCUUCGAGAUGGUGAUGCGGGCCCGGGACAAUGUAUAUCACCUCGACUGCUUCGCCUGCCAGCUUUGCAACCAGAGAUUUUGUGUGGGAGACAAAUUCUUCCUGAAGAACAACAUGAUCUUGUGUCAGAUGGACUAUGAGGAGGGGCAGCUCAAUGGCACCUUUGAAUCCCAGGUUCAGUAACGCCCGGCACCUGGCCUCCCGGCCCGUCUGUCCGUCCGCCCGCCUGCCCACCCGCCUGGCUGGCCAGCCACUCUCCUGCCGAUUAGAACUCCUCUGUCCUCGAUGGGAGGAAUGGCCCUUCCUCCACCGCCGCCCGUCUGUGUGUGACCCCUCCUGGGGCCAGGCUGGGCCUGUACAGUCUGUCUUCUGUAUAUAAAUGGGAACAUUUAUUUUAUGAGAAAUGUAAUGCGAUUUUAUUACUGGCGUGGAUUAAACUUAUGAAUGUU
Messenger RNA from Balaenoptera musculus (blue whale), 1311 nucleotides. RefSeq names its product LIM domain only 1 (gene LMO1). Bases 602 to 1045 code for a protein of 147 amino acids. Gene Ontology annotation, cellular component: nucleus. The record is from RefSeq and is a predicted model, not a curated record. Gene Ontology annotation, biological process: positive regulation of transcription by RNA polymerase II. Lineage: Eukaryota; Metazoa; Chordata; Mammalia; Artiodactyla; Balaenopteridae. Gene Ontology annotation, molecular function: DNA-binding transcription factor binding; transcription coactivator activity. The transcript has 6 exons.